AUGAAGAAGUAUCAAGAACCAACAGCUAAGUCUAUCGACAUCGAAGCUUCAGUGUUAUUAUCCUUAAUCAGAAACACUUCAGAAAACUACCCAGCUAUCUUCUCCGGAGCUUUAUUUGGUUUCGAAGAUGAUAACGGAUCAGUAGAUAUUUCUCAUGUUUGUCCUUAUCCAUACCCUGAUCAAUAUGAAGGAGGUUCAUUAAAAUCCCGUAGUGGUUUAAAAUUUCAGAAUGAAUUUGCUGAUUCUUUAAAAUCUUUAGGUUACGGUGUUGAAUUUCAAGGUUGGUUCCAAUCAACCAUUUCAGGUAACUAUAUAACCAAUCAUCUUGUUGAAUCUUUGAUCCAACAACAAUUCAUUAAUAAGAAUUCUUUCAUUUUAAUUCAUAAUAUGGCAUCCAUUGGUAAAGAAGUUGAUUUAAAAGCUAUCAGAUUAACAGAAAAUUUCAUCAAAACUUACAUCGAUAAUAAAUGGAAAUCAAAAGAUUUAGAAUUGAACAAAUUAUCCUUCUUAAAUAUCUUUGAAGAGAUCCCUAUCAACAUCAAUAACCAAUAUUUAAUCGAUUUAUACCUUUCAGAAAAUUUACCUCAAUUAAAUCAAUCAAAAUUAAAUGAAUUCGAUAACUUGAAUUUAUUAUCCAAUCAAAAUGUCACUUCAAAAUUAUUAGAAAGUUUAAGUAUUCAAGUAGAUAAUUAUAAUUUUGAUCAAAAUAAUUUCAAUUAUUAUCAAAGACAAUAUCUGAAAGAAAAUACAAAGAUAAAUCAAUGGAAGAAUAAUCGGAAAUUAGAAAAUUUAGAAAGAUCUAAAAGAGGUGAAAGUGAAUUAGAUGUUAAUGAAUGGCAAAGUUUAUAUAAAUUACCAGUUGAACCUUCAAGAUAUAAUAAUAUGUUAUAUUCUAAUGCCAUUGAUAAUUUGGCUGAUGAUUUAUUAAAGAAAUGUGAUGAAGAAUUAAUUAAGAGUUUUGCUGUUGAAGGUAAAGUAACUGAAUAG
Yamadazyma jaroonii is the source of this 987-nucleotide messenger RNA. Lineage: Eukaryota; Fungi; Ascomycota; Pichiomycetes; Serinales; Debaryomycetaceae. The record is from the annotation of a GenBank genome assembly.